Molecule: messenger RNA, 937 nt
Organism: Salvelinus fontinalis (brook trout)
Lineage: Eukaryota; Metazoa; Chordata; Actinopteri; Salmoniformes; Salmonidae
Exons: 5
Coding region: 38-937 (299 amino acids)
Biological process (GO): regulation of apoptotic process; inflammatory response; innate immune response
Source: RefSeq, a predicted model, not a curated record
UGACAAAUUGUCCGUGGCCCAUGUUACUGAUGGCAACAUGGAGAUUGUUCAGCCACUCAAGACGACUGCUACACACGUGAUUGUAAACGUCACACACCUCUCCCUCUUUGGCCUCAUCAGGGAUGUGUUCUCCUUCCUCCCGGUCCGAAGCCAGGUGCUGCUGUUCCUCCGACCACAAGGGAACAGACCCCAGAAGAGCAUACUGAAUGUUAUUUUGUUGCCCAGAAAUGUGCCACUUUGUGAGGUGAAACAUCAACAGAAGGGGAGUACUUUCAUUAAAACCAGCUCCAACUGCACAUUGACUCCUAAAGGAAAAUAUGGUCUCUGCUGUGAGUUGGUGGCAAAUUCUACCAUACAGCCAAAAAGUGGGGAGUUUGACUAUGACUAUAGCCCAAACUUCCACCCCACAUUUCAGGUGUUUUUAGACUGCAUGUCGGGUGCAGAGAACAUCAGACUGAGUCUUUUAGACAGAGGAAGUAACGACCAAAGAGUGUGGGAGUGUCUAGUUCCAACAGAUUUCGAACCACCUCAAGUCAACCCGAUCAACCCUAAUCCAGGUGCUGAGGCUGAACUGAAGCAGCUCUCGGGUGAGGAGUUUGUGGAUAAGCAUAUGGCUGAUCUCAUUCAGAGGGUCAGGAUGGUGGUGCAUGUAGCAGAUGACCUGCUUGUGGAGGAGAUGAUCCCAGAUGAAUUGUACUCAAGAAUCCUCAUGGCUUGGCCCAGUCAGGAGCAAAUGAGACUACUGUUUGAUGCUGUACAAGCAGGAGGAACAAGAGUGAAAUCUGCCUUCUACAAAGCUCUCCUUAACCAUGAACCUUGUCUUGUCCAGGACCUGGGUAAGAUCAAACUCCUCCUGUCCCCUGUAGCUCAGUUGGUAAAACAUGGUGCUUGCAAUGACAGGAUAGCGGGUUUGAUUCCCAGGUGCACCCAUUUGUAA